AUGACCGCAAGGUCGUCGUCGCUCCAGCCGGUUGUUGCGGAGGUGAGCUCGAGUGGUCACGUCGUCCCCCGGGACCGGGGCGAGAUGGAGUCUGGCAAGGCCGGCGCAGGCGCGGGUCUACCAACAACAACAGCAGCAGCCGUGGAGAAGAAGAGUAAUUACAAGGGUUUCGUGGCGGGUGUGUUUUCGGGGAUUGCAAAGUUAAGUGGUACACACGCUAGCUUCGACACGGUCAAGGUUCGGCUCCAGACGAGCAAAGACGGGCAUUUCAAAGGGCCCCUGGACUGCGUGCUGCAGACGGUGCGGAAGGAGGGCGUGAGCGGGUUCUACAAGGGGGCGACGCCGCCGCUGGUCGGAUGGAUGGUGAUGGACUCGGUCAUGCUCGGUUCCCUCACGCUGUACCGCCGCUUACUCCUCGAGAAUGUCUUCUCGCGGCCGACAGUGCGCGCCCUAACGCCGUUCGCGAGUUACCAGCCGGACCCGACUACGCUGCCGAGCUUUGGGCACGGGAUUGCGGGUAUCCUCGCGGGGACGACGGUGAGUUUUAUUGCGGCGCCCGUGGAGCAUAUCAAGACACGACUGCAGGUCCAGUAUGCGGCCGACAAGGCGAAACGGAUGUAUAGCGGGCCGAUUGACUGUUUGCAAAAGAUGCUCCGCACCCACGGCAUCGCCGGCGUAUACCGCGGCCUCUGGGCGACCGUUUUCUUCCGAUCCUUCUUCUUUUUCUGGUGGGGGUCGUACGACGUGCUGACGCGGUGGAUGACGAGCAACACGGCGCUGUCUGCGCCCGCGAUCAACUUCUGGGCGGGCGGCAUCUCGGCGCAGAUCUUCUGGCUGACAUCGUACCCGUCCGACGUGGUCAAGCAGCGGCUGAUGACGGACCCAAUGGGCGGUGCGCUCGGCGACGGCGAGCGCAAGUUCCGCCGGUGGAAGGAUGCGGCGCGGGCGGUUUAUCGCGAGCGCGGGUUGAGGGGGUAUUGGAGGGGAUUUGUGCCCUGCUUCCUCAGAGCAUUCCCGGCGAAUGCGAUGGCCUUGGUUGCAUUUGAGGGUGUGAUGCGGUCGUUGCCAUAG
Aspergillus clavatus NRRL 1 is the source of this 1071-nucleotide messenger RNA. RefSeq names its product putative mitochondrial carrier protein. Gene Ontology annotation, molecular function: transmembrane transporter activity. Lineage: Eukaryota; Fungi; Ascomycota; Eurotiomycetes; Eurotiales; Aspergillaceae. The transcript is spliced from 4 exons. Gene Ontology annotation, biological process: transport. The coding region runs from base 1 to 1071 and encodes 356 amino acids. The record is from RefSeq and is a predicted model, not a curated record.